GCCCCAGGAGUCUCUUCACCGAAUGUACGGCCAGCUUUUGUGUGCUCCAGAUCUUUUCUCAUUUCGUCUUCUUCGCUGUUUCGCGCGCGAACUGUGGGUGCUGACCGAGAGAGUCGCUACCGGAAUUUGGAUCUGCUGGCUCAACCCUCCAACCAGUAGUUGAGCGAUAUAUUCCGAGUGUAAAAAUGAUUGGAACACCCGCUACGGGCCGCGCAGUAAUCAAGCUAUCAUCGGCGUGUGUUCGGGGAACGUUCGCGGAACAUGCAGCGGCCACGUGCGUAUCACAUGGUCAUCACUCAUCUGCUUACCUGCCAGGUCACGCUGCUGAUAGCUCGAUUAACGUGAAGGCCUCAAUCAGUCGAAGGUGGCUCUGGCACGCCAUCCCUGCCGGCCGCGGAGAGGGAGGGGGAGGAGGAGGAGGAGGCGUUAAUCGACGGCGGGAGAUCGACAUAUGCCGGACUGAGGCAGUGGAUAAGCUUAUCGAACGAGGAGGCGCGACAAGGAAGUCAUCGUUGAGGUGUGACUGUUGCGUUGCGCUGCCAGCAAGGCGGAGUUACAUUGGAGUACGAGGAAACGCAGGCCUGUCGACGUGGCGGCAGGGGAUUGGGAGAGAGGACGGGAUCUUGCGGUCGAAGCUCGCGAGCGCGGUGCGCGCGUCGUUCACUGCGGAGACCAGUACAAGACUGGGAGGAGGAGGAGGCGAGGGGGGGGGAGGAGGAGGAGGAGGAGCGGCCAUGGAGAAAGUCCGGAUCUCGAGGAAUGGCGACGGGAUCCAGACGUUCGAUGCUUACCUCAUCGGUCCGAAGGGGGCCCCAGGUGCGGUGGUGGUCCAGGAGUGGUGGGGGGUGGAUUACGAGAUCAAGAAUCACGCGUCCACGAUAGCCUCUAGGGGGUUCAGAGCUCUCAUUCCCGAUCUUUAUAGGGGUAAAUUAGGCCUGGAAGCUGCCGAAGCUCAGCAUCUGAUGGAAGGGCUGGACUGGAAGGGCGCGGUGGAAGACAUUCGAGCAGCGGCUAAGUACCUGAAGUCGGAGGGGAGCCCACGAGUGGGAGUCACCGGCUUCUGCAUGGGUGGUGCCCUCACCAUCGCCGCUUCUGUGCUCGUUGAUGAGGUGGAUGCUUGCGUGGCAUUCUAUGGCGUGCCAUCAGACGAGCUUGCGGAUCCACGUGGGGCCAAAAAACCUCUUCAAGCGCACUUCGGGGAGGACGAUCAGCUUACCGGAUUUGCUGACGUGGCAACGGCCAAGGCUCUGGAGGGGAAACUAAGAAAAGCGGGAAUUGAUUACGAGGUCCACAUUUACCCCGGCGUCGGCCAUGCCUUUAUGAACAGCUCGCCGGAAGCGAUCAAGAGGAAGAAGAAGCUGGGCAUGGGGGAACACGACCCAGACGCGGCUGACAAAGCUUGGAAAGCGACGCAGAGAUGGUUCGACGAGUACCUUCGCGGGUAGAGAGAGAGAGAGAGAGAGAGAGAGAGAGAGAGAGAGAGGGGGGGGGGGGGGGGGGGAGGGUGCGUAGAGAGAGGAGAGUGGGCAGAGGAUGCUAGAAAAGAUAUGAAGGUGGGGGAGAAGAGGGUGGUGUUGAGAAAAAAACGCUUCCAUUCUUCAAGUUCUAUCAAAAUCGAUUACUGCAAGAAGUGUAUUUUUAGGAGGUGUGCACACACACACACACAGAGAGAGAGAGAGAGAGAGAGAGAGAGAGAGAGAGAGAGAGAGAGAGAGAAUGAUAGAAAAUAUAGAAGGAAGGUGAGGGAGAAGAGGGUGGUGUUGAGAAAAAAACGCUUUCAUCCUUCCAUGUUCCAUCUGUUGCAAUUUGCAAUCGAUUACUGCAAGAAGUGUGCACUUUAGGAGGUGCGUCCACACACACACACACACACACACACACACACACAGAGAGAGAGAGAGAGAGAGAGAGAGAGAGANCACACACACACACACACACACACACAGAGAGAGAGAGAGAGAGAGAGAGAGAGAGAGAGAGAGAGAGAGAGAGAGAGAGAGAGAGAGAGAGUGGGAGAGUGAGAGAAAAGAUAGAAGGAAGGUGGGAGAGAAGGGGGUGGUUGAGAAAGAAAAUGGGUUUAGCCUUCCGAGUUCUGUCUGUUGCAACUUGCACUGGAUUACUGGACCAAGUGCAGACUUUAGGAGGUGCGUGGACGUGGACUUCUUUCUUGUAUAAAUGCAUCUGUACAUUGAAACGUUCGUUUAUAGACUUGUAAGCUGCCCUAAAUGUAUAAAGAGACAGAGGGAGCAAUACUUGGGGUGCUGUUGUAUUGUUGUAUUGCUCCAAUCAGUUGAUGAUUUUAUGUGCCGAAUUGGAGAGACGAUUGUGAAUGAAUCCGCCCUGAAAAU
Messenger RNA from Chara braunii, 2345 nucleotides. The record is from the annotation of a GenBank genome assembly. Lineage: Eukaryota; Viridiplantae; Streptophyta; Charophyceae; Charales; Characeae.